GAACUUUUUCAAAAUUUUAAAAAACCCUUAAUGCCCUCCCUUCACAUUGCGCUCCCUCUUCUUUCUUUUUUUAUUCUUAAGCUUUAUAUAUAUUCAUUCUUCUUUCAAAACCCCAGUUGGGUUUUUGCUUUUGUCGAUCUGUCGUGUCUCUCUUGUUAAUAGAUUUUAAUCUGUAACUAGAAUGGACUCACUCCCAGAUGCCAUUGUUCAUGACAUUUUAUCACAUAUGAAUAGUGCUCGAGAUGUAGCAAUAUGCAAUUGUGUAUCCAAGAGAUGGAAGGACUCAUUUCCUUAUCUUAGAAGUCUAUAUUUUCCUCGAAACUCUUUUGACGACCACAGCAGUAGUGACAGACCUGAUACUAUUGUGUUGAAGAUGAUAUCAUCUAUUGUUUGUUUGGAGGAGCUUAUUGUGUAUUGCCCGUUUUCUAGUGCUGGCCUUGCCUCGUGGCUGUCACUUGUGGGUUCAACACUAAAGCAUCUUGAACUUCGAAUGGAUAAUCUUUCUGAAUAUCAGGUCUGUCUUGAGAGGCCCUCAAAAUUGGAUUGCAUUAGUAGUGCAAAGAAUUUGGAGUCCCUAAAGCUUUGGGGUGUUCUAAUGAUUAAUUCACCCAGUUGGGAUGUUUUCCGCAAACUUAAGAACCUUGAAAUUGUUGGUGCGAGAUUGAAGGAUCCAGCACUGUCCACUGCCCUUAGGGCUUGUCCUAAUUUGACCAACUUGUUGCUGCUUGGCUGUGAAGGGGUUAUGUCUGUUUCAAUUGAGUUGCCACUUUUGGAAAGGUGUAAACUGGAUUUUUAUGGCUCUGGCAACAGCUCACUUUCUCUCUCUUGUCCAAAAAUUGAAUUCCUUGAGGUACAAGGCUGCAGUUGGAUAAGGGUUCGAGAAACAAAAUGCUUGAGGAAUCUUUCAAUUUCCAAUAAUGCAGGGAGAGUUUACAUGGUAGAUUUUGGGAAACUGGUGGCUCUUGAGUCCUUGACCAUGAGAGGGGUCCAGUGGUGUUGGGAUGCAAUAAGCAAAAUGCUUCAGUGGGCUAGUGAGGUGAAGCAUCUCUACAUGAAGGUUGAAUUCACUGGGGACUUUGAUACCCUUCAGCCCUUUCCAGAGGUUGACUUUGUUGAUUUCUUUAAUAGUCAUCCGAAGCUGCAGAAGUUUGAUAUCCAUGGGGCUAUGUUUGCCGCUUUUUGCCAGAGAAACAGCCUGAAAAGUGUUGAAUCAGGGUUUGUGAUUCCAUGUUUGGAGGAAGUAGUAGUCACAGUAAGAUCACCACUAAAUGCUGAACAGAAAAUGAGCACUCUUGAGUCCCUGUUGAAGUAUGGUAAAAAUUUGAAGGCAAUGAUAAUAAGAAUUCUUCAAAUGAAGAGCAGCCACCGCAGUUCAGAUGAUUUCUUUGAUGAGAUUUGCAGGUUUAGAUGCAUUAACCGCAAGAUAGUUCGAAUUGAAUAAAGCUCACAUGUCCUUUAAUUUUAUCUCACAUUAUUCCUUUUUAGUUCUCUGAUCAACAGUUUUGACUGCUAGUAAUUAAAACUAAUUUAGUUUUAUAACAAUGGGUUUACAACCCACUGAGAAUGUUGUAUUAUUUAACAUUGUGAAAUAACAUCUGGAGUUCUAAUA
Molecule: messenger RNA, 1609 nt
Organism: Mangifera indica (mango)
Lineage: Eukaryota; Viridiplantae; Streptophyta; Magnoliopsida; Sapindales; Anacardiaceae
Product: F-box protein At1g10780-like
Exons: 4
Coding region: 182-1441 (419 amino acids)
Molecular function (GO): protein binding
Source: RefSeq, a predicted model, not a curated record